Messenger RNA from Aplysia californica (California sea hare), 6706 nucleotides. Its product is annotated as armadillo repeat-containing protein 2. Gene Ontology annotation, biological process: cilium organization. Bases 164 to 2728 code for a protein of 854 amino acids. The transcript is spliced from 19 exons. The record is from RefSeq and is a predicted model, not a curated record. NCBI's taxonomy places the organism in Eukaryota, Metazoa, Mollusca, Gastropoda, Aplysiida, Aplysiidae. Gene Ontology annotation, molecular function: protein binding.
CCGUCUCUGGAGAUAUUUGUUGACAGUCUGAAAUUUCCUGCUCUUGCCGCAGUGAAAAUACUGUAAUUCGGGCUGUUUCUGUCUUAAAGCACAAUGUUAGGGCCCUGAAAGAUAUAAAAUCAAUAUAACCUGAAAAUUUCCCACUGUAGAGGAAAGAAAGUGAAUGGCAAUGGAUAGCAAAAAGUCAAGCAAGCCUUUCUAUGCUUUGCCUGAGAAGACCCCAACAAGCUCUCAGAUCAUCAAUGCUGCCCGUUCAUCUCUUCGUACUUUUGAUACUCGAAGACCAAACACUCCUCGCGAUGAACAAAGACAUUUGUUCCCUUCCUCGACUACUCGAGCUCCUGAAUCUCGACCACCAAGUUCCUUUAGCUUAACCUCAAGACACUUUGAUGGCCCGGAUUCCCGCCCAGUGUCUGGAACAAGAUUGUCACCAUUAGACCAUUCUACCUUUCCGCAUAGAGAUGAUCAUCAGUAUUCCUUACAGCACCCUAAGCCGGUGAACCAAGCGGAUCUGGAGAAUAUUCUGGUACCUCGUCCUCCUGCAGAUCCCAGUAAAGGGAGUCAGAGAAGAGGCUCUGCUAAUCGAGCCAGAGUUCCAUCUGCAAUUAGCUUGGAUGGCACGGAGCAAGUGUCAAGAUCUGGAUAUGGGGAUGAAGCUUCAGCAGCAGACACAGCCCGUGAGAAAGCUUAUACCGAGACAGCCCGUGGGUCUGGGGAUCAGUGCUUACCAGAUGGUGCUGAGAGGGCUCCGGGAGGCAUAGCAGCGCCCUCUAGUGCUGGCAGUGACGGCAGGUCGGGCAGUGCUGGGAGCAGGAAGUCCAGUGCUGGCAAGUCUAGUCGCACAAGCAGUGCUGGCAAACGUGAUGCUGAAGAUUUUGAAGAGAUUUACACUUUAGAGAUUGAGCCUCUAGUCACAGAAAUGGCAUCAUUGACGAAAAAGAAAGAUUGUGAUCGAAUGUAUGAGUUGGCAAGCCAGUUAUAUACUACCCUGGAAUGCCGCAAUUGCUUGACGCGCCAGUUUCAGCAUAGGUCGAAUAUCCUGAAGAUUAUCUUCAAGCUUUUAGACGUGGAUGAGCCUCGAGUUCUGUUGAGAAUGGCCCGGCUCAUUCUUGCUUUUAAAGUGACAGGGAAUAACCUGUUGAAUGUGUGCAAACUUGUGUUCAAAGUGAGUCGGAAUGACAAGAACGAUUCAUUUUUCCUGGAGGAGAAUAUUCUCAAUCUUUUGCUUGACACGAUUAGAAGUUCUGAUCCCAGUUCGUCGUGUGAAGCCCUCAUCUAUUGUGUAGGAGCAGUGAAAUUUCUCACAGGGAAUCCAAAUAUUCUGAAACGACUGGCGAAGCUGGACUGUGUUAAGACUCUUGCCACCCUUAUGCAUUCCAUAAACAAAAUAAAUCGAGAAAAUGGCAAAACGUAUGAUCAGUAUGGACACAUAUUGGUUCAGUUGGCUGCGGCAUUGAGGAAUCUAGCAGACACAAGCUCAGGUCGUGAUCGAUUUUUGACUCAUCAUGUGAUCGAUGGGCUUGUCACACUGAUGGACACUUACCCAGGGGAUAGUGACCUUAUGUUGUACAUCUCUAGAAUAUUGAGUAAAAUAACUCUCCACACAGACUGCUGUUCAGUAUUAGCCAACCAGCACUCAUGCUACAGGGCUUUCGUGAAUUUGCUCAAGCAGCACUUACUCAAAGACGAUUUGGUUGUUCGACUGUGCUUUGUGCUGGGAAAUUUAACUAUAAAGAAUGAUAGUGCUCGUCUCAAACUAUUUCAAGAGAUAGACUCGAUUGAGACUUUGCUGAACAUUCUCAAGACCUACUGUGAACUGGACAGACAGGGUAAGACGAGUGCUAGUGGAGAUGGAGAGGAAUCACAGCUGAAUGGAGGUGUUGAUGGAGAGAGUGAGACCGAAGUCAACAAAGUGGAAGAUGUCCUCAUUAAAGUCAUGCGAGUUCUGGCGAACCUUUCAGUUAACGAAGAUGUCGGACCGGCCAUUGCUGCCAACCCUGAUUUUGUUGAAUUGCUAAUAAGUGUUGUUGAGGAUAAAGAUGUGGCACAUCAUGAGGAAGUGGUGGUCAAUGCCGUAGUUGCUGUCAAUAAUGUCUCGUACUACACAACACAAGAUCCAUCGCAAAUGACCGCUCAUCUGAAAAUGGCAGAAAGCCUUCUGAAGCUGAUCAUGAUAGACAACACAGAGGGAAUCCUGGAAGCAGCCAGAGUCUUUGGGAAUCUCACAAGGCACAAGCAGAUCAGGGAUUUUCUCUCUCAAAAUAAAGUGGAUGCAAUGAUGAUCACCUUGCUGGACUCUGGUAACCGUGAAAUUGUCUACAUAGCCUGCGGUGUGCUAAUAAACUUCAUGCUGGAUGAAGACAAGAGGUCCAUUUUGAAGAAAGAGGGAGGAAUCCAAAAACUUACAGACGUCCUCCGUGACUUUGGUCGUGAGGACUGGCAGCUGAGUGGCUGUGUGUGCAAGGUGCUGGUCAACUACAGCUCAAGGAUACACUCCAGCUCCAACAGCUUUGGGAAUGAAGAGUCAGCAGAGCUGUCAGAGUUGUUGGCCGAGUAUUUAGACAAGGACUGUGCCCUGAGCCAAGCUUUGGCAUCCGCUGCCGACGAAGAAAUGCGUGAGUACAUAGAGGAUACUUGGCAAGAAGAGUUCUGUCCCGUGGGCUCUCAACUGCUGAAGAGAAUUGAAUCGUAUUCCUCUCCUCUUGAGCCACUGGAGGCCCCGUCCUGACCUCCGUAGCUCUUUGGAUAAUGGAUCUCUCUCGGUGUGUUGGGAUUGAAAGUGUUUAAUUAUUGAGGUGAACGAAAAUUUGCGUAAGGACAAGUUUGUGACAGUAUUAUUUUAACUUUUUUUUUCUGAUUUACCGCUGGAUGAAUGCUUUUCUUAAAGUGAUGAUUGCUUUUCUGGAAGCAGUUGUUUAAGAUUCGUUAAUCAUUCUCUCUGUCUGUCUUUCUUUCCCUUUCUUUAUUUUCACACACCCACAUACACACAUGUGCUUGAUCUGUCAUACAACAACACACACAAGCACACAUGUACGCUCCCACACAGAUGCAUUGAUGGACACAUUACAUCUCUUUUUUCUUGGAAUGACUGCCCCUCCCCCCAUCAAUUUGACAAUGUUGAUCAAUGAUAUUUGUUCCUAAUACCCUACAUCGCACUCAAGAUUUGUUUUUUUCUCCCAUUGACAAAGCCUAAUUUGUUUGCAUGUUCCCUUAAACAUUGCUGCUGACUGAUUUUGUAAAAUGCCUUGAGAGACUUUUUUUUUCUUCAAAUUUCCAGCAGGUGAGGCUGCAUGAAAUAGAAAAAAAAAAUAAUUUCACACAUGUUUUAUUUAAUGUGAAAUGCAAAUGGAACUCUUGAGAUAUAGUGUUAUAGAACAAGAUCUGCCAGUGUAAAAGUAUUUCAUCUGUGCUUGUUGAUGAGGUAGUGCUUGAUGAGAGCCCAGCUGUUGCUGGAUUGAAAACAUACAUUUCCAGCACUCCACAUGUAUAGAUUGUUGUGAUUGUGCUUUCAUCCAUAAAUAAAGUUUUUCUGAAAUGAUUGUACACUGACAGCAUCUGCAUAGUUUUUAAAGUGCAAUUCAUUCUGAGGCGCCCUCCACGUACUCUUCACUUUUUCAUUGUUUUUGUGAAUUUGUUAUGUGUCAAAUGCAGAUCUUUUAUUGUGAAUAACGAUUUGUCAAAAUAUGGAAAGUAGAAUAGUUGUAAUAAUGAAUAAUGAGUAGCAUUUGUAUAGCGCAUAUGCUCUUUACAGUGUAUACCAAUGUAUAUAAGUAUAUUAUUACAAGAAUAUCCAUCUUGGAUGAAUUGGGGGGAGGGGGGGGUACAGUGGAAACCACAGAUAAUUGAAAUCUUGAAGGUUUUGUUUAAAAAAAACACCCUUAAUUUCCCAUUUUGGAAACUGUCAAAUUUUGUAUUGUAGAAAUGUGUUUCAACGUCUGUUAUGUACCUAUGUCUUGUACAUGUUUACCUCCUUUCACUAAUAGAAAGCAGAACAUGUGUAAACUUUCCUUAACUCAUUCACUACCACGAGCCAUGUUUCACAUGCGAGCUGUGUUUCCACUUCUGGCUUCAAUACCGCACCUAGUUUUGUAAUAAUCAAAUCUGCAAUCUUCGGCUGAAGAACGAUCGUUUUUAGCAGCAUGUUGAGAUGGGUAAUUUUUUCGCUAAUAUAUAACACAUGUGGCUAAUAUUGAAAAUUGAACUUUAAAAAUCUUUAAUUUGUCCGGCAGUAGGCAGAAUCAGAAAGUAGGUCACUGAUAGGUGAGGAAACCCCUGUGGUAGUGAGAGAGUUAAGAACAGUAUUUUUCCUCUCAUAGCCAAAAAGGGACUUUAUUUAGUACAAGUAAGGUGUAUUGGGUGCAGUAGACAGUAUACUGCCUCAUUUUGAAAUAGUCGAACCUGUUCAUUAGUCUUGAUGUGACAGAUACGAAAUAGUAGAUCCCCUCACUCUCUAAUAAAUGUGAAAUUGAGAUUGCAGAGCAGAAUUCAAUAUACCUUGGUACCUUUUGUAUUGGCUGAAUUGCGGUGCAAAAUUUGAUUCUGUGUUGCUUUGAAAAGAAUGAUACUUUCAGAUUGGAAUGUAUUAGUUUUGAGACAUUUUUAUUUUCCUGAGAUGUUUUAUCCUGUCUCUAACAUGAGUUGAAUUCUGUUAUAAGAGAGAAUAAGAAUAUUUUUUUAAAGCAGAGGCUCUAUUUGCGUGGCUCAAUUUUGAUAAGUUUUCUGACCUGUAUUUAAAAUAUGAUAUUUUAAGCCUUUUUUUUAUUUUUUAUUUACCAGGUUUCAAUAUAUGAUUUUUCCUCACAAAAGUGUCGUGUUUUCUCAAAGAAUUAAUGACGCCUUUUCAUGUUACAGAGUGUUUUAUGUUGUGUUACAGGCUCUGUCUGGGUUGUUUUUUUUUGGGGGGGGGGGUUUUUUGUAAGGUUUUUUUUAUGAUUUUGGUCAACUCACACAGAUGGUGAGUGGCCUUUGUGAUAGGAUUCAUUCUUCAUGUUUAUUUUUUGUCCGUCAGGAUACACAUCGUUCAACAUUUUAACACAGGCAUUAGCGUUGUAAUAGUUUGCCCUUCAACAUCACACACAUGAGAUACAUACGAGUUCGAUAUACAUCGCCUGUACCACCGAGUCAGUCCAAGUUGGCCCUGGCUGAUGGAGUUGAAGCAGCCUGCCCUUACUUUAUAUGAUCAAUCUGUUUUUCUGUUAUCAGCACUGAUAUGUUGAUGUAAUAAUUUGCUCUCAACUAGCCAAAUAAUACCAGGCAAAAUUACUCAAAAACUUGCAAAUUUGGUCUGGUGUGAAAAUAAUGAACAAAUGGCUACUCAGAAAGUUGCCACAUGCCAGAUUUUCAGCAACUCAACCACUUUUUGAGAUCGGUUUAGGCAAACUUCGGAUCAGGGCCACUUGGACUUCGCAAAAAGCAGCAAAAUGUUGCACCUUUUAAAACUGGUGAUAAACCUCAAGGUAUCUUCUUUUUUUAACAAAAAAGCAAACAAAAUAUAAACUGCGUUAUUAUGAUAAAGGGAUAAGAAUUAGUCUAAUUUAGCAAAUAAUUUUUUCUUUAAAUUAUGCUGUGAGUGUUAGUCUUGGCUCUAAUAUAUUGACAAAUGCAACCACUUUCACAAAAAUUUAUUACAUUUUUUGUUUGAAGAUUCACCAAAUUUUGUCAAGGUCGUACAAAACUCAAUGAAGGGCCAGGUUUGGCCCACAGGCCUUAGUUUUCCCUUCUUUGGUUUCGAUCAAUCUAAUGUUGUCAAACCAUUUCACAUUCAUUCACUUAAUUGCACUUUGUCGGUAGCCUGAUCUUUUUAGGCAUCAUCUUUUCUAAAUUUUCCUCAAGACCUGACUUAGUAUCCCUUUAAUGAUUCUGUAUUCUUCUAAUGAACUUUGCACUUUGUUGUGCCUGAGGUAGAUAUGUGUUGUAACUAGUGACAUUUGGAGGAUGGCUGCCUGUUUUCUAAAUUUUGUUUGGGGGGAGGGGAGGGGGGGAGUGCAUCCUCUUUUGUUCCGUUACAUUUUGUUUGUUCAGUCCCAUCAUCAAUGUGUUGAGAUGUCUGUUUUAGUGUACAGACAGAGUUGGCGUUGCCGAAGCGACGAGUAAGCGUUUAUGACGCUUCUUUUUGAUGACAACAAAUUUCAUUUACAAAAGGAGUGUGAGGCCCAGUAGCGAGGACACAUUUUUAAAAUGUUCCGCGAGUGCACUGCAAGCUGCACUAAUAUUGCAGGCGUCCGUCAUCAAAUUGCUGCUAGAUGUAGGUCUAGUGUGUGUAGAGUGUAGUUUGUCUGCUCAUUUUAAUUACGUCGUUUGAAAUGGACACAGAAGCAUUGAUUCAUGCGGUUGAGAAAAAGAAAAUGCCUUUAUGACAAGGGUGAUGAACACUACAGCAACAGAAACUUGAUAAAUGUUGAUAGCUUCAUUCUGAUGUAACAGAUGCAUCUGUCCUCAUCUGUUAGUAUUUUGUCCAUUAUGUGGUGGUACUUUCCACAUUUUGUCUUUGAUUUAUUCUAUGCACCCAGUAUCAACGCUGGGCUCGUUUCCAUUUAUUUAACCAUGAUAACAACUAUUGAAAAUCACAUUCUUCAUCCAUUGUUCUUCUAGAUCUGUGGGUGUUUAGAGGGUACUCUGGUGUGGUUUGCUCUUUCUUUCCUAUGAAACAUCUAUCGUCUUUAUCUCCCCUCCUUCUUUUCUGUGUUUGUUACUCCCUUGUAACACC